Molecule: messenger RNA, 1308 nt
Organism: Paramecium tetraurelia
Lineage: Eukaryota; Ciliophora; Oligohymenophorea; Peniculida; Parameciidae
Exons: 1
Source: RefSeq, a predicted model, not a curated record
AUGAAUAAUUUAGAUUAAUCAAUUUAAUCGGAAUUCGAUCAGUUCAAAGCACAAUGUUAAUAAUAGGAGAUGGUCAUCAAUAAUCCUGAAUCAAAAUCCUUUUAAGAUAAAUCUUAGUAGUAAUAGCAGAAUUCAUCAAUACAAUAUUAAUCUGAUUAACAAUUAUAAUCAUAUUAAUAGAGCGUCAUCCAAUUUUAGGAUUAACCUUAAGUAGAAAUAUUUGAGACUUCUUUAAAUGAGACAGAACAAUAUCUAAAUAUCAGUUUUCAGGAUAUCAUUCAACUUCUAUUUAAUAAUUAAUGCCCUUAGUUGAUUAACGAACUUAAAAGAGUGAUUUAAAGAAGUUGCAUAGUCUUAAAUGUGUUUACUAUUCUAAAUUUAAUCUUCUUAAUCAAUGAAGUUGUAGCUUUGUAUUUUUCAUUAAUUACAAAGGAUGAAAUAAAAGAGUUAUUUGGAGUUUAUUUUGGAUUCAAUCUAAUAUCAGAUUGUCUGAUGAUAUAUAUUAAUUGCUAAUUAAGGUAUACAAUAAAUGAAGCCGAACAAAUAAAUAAUGGUGACAUUACUCAUCCAAUUAUUGAAUACUUAAAAUACACUAUAUCAUAAAACAGUCCAUUCUCAAACAUCAUGGGAGAUGAUGAAUAGGAUCUUUCAGCAUACUAAGUAGCAUCAAGAAUAUCUGGGUCAAUUACAACGACAAAAUGGAUUUCUUAUUUACUUGAAAGUUAAAAUUCUUAAAUAUUUGUACUGACUAGAGUAUGUGUAUUGGUAAAGAUUAUUUUAUUUGCUUGGGGAAACAUAACAAUAUUGCAAUGGGGAUUUCUAAGUUGGGAUAAUUAGAUGAAUAGCAGGGACUAUUACCAAUCUAUACUUAUAGUCUUGACUUUAUUUUCAAUGUUGAUGGGCUACAUAAUUUUAAUUUUAAUCAUCAGUGUAUUGUUAAUAAUAAGUGCCAUAAUUCCAAUAUUAAUGUGGAUAGCUAUUUGCUAAUCAUGCUGUUGGUGCACUGAUCUUUAUGAUGAAUACAAACAACAUAGAAUAGAAUAAUAAAGGCAAGGGUUUUUAUCAAAUUUAGGUUCAUAAAAAUUCUAAGAUUUAAAGGAGUAGGAUACAAAUAUGCAUGAAGAGUGUUCCAUCUGUUUAUAGGCCUACCAAAUUGAUGAUAAAUGCAUCAAAUUACCUUGUAAUGUUGAUGGUGGAACUAAGAAAAUCAAUCACAUUUUUCAUGAUGAAUGUAUAAGAAUUUGGAUACAAGAACAGGGUUCUUGUCCGAUUUGCAGAACUAUAUUUAUAGAAAGACUUUAAAAUUGA